This is a messenger RNA of Blumeria graminis f. sp. triticale, 1422 nucleotides long. The record is from the annotation of a GenBank genome assembly. Lineage: Eukaryota; Fungi; Ascomycota; Leotiomycetes; Helotiales; Erysiphaceae.
AUGUUUUCUAGCUCAGCAUCAUUACCUCUAUCAGCAGGUUCAGAGAGAUAUUCAGCAAAGCUUGAUGAAGUGACAAAGAUAAUAGACGUUCUUGAAGCUGAUAUUCACAAACAUACCCUGGACUCACUGCAGCGAAGCACCUAUCUGGAAAAACUUAAGGUGUAUGGACGAGAUCCUACCCAUUCUGAUCCUAUCUACACGAAACAAGGAAUCUCAACACUAGCUCAUUAUGCUUUCAACCCUUUGUCUGAUACAGAUUCUCAAGCUGCUCUCAGAUGUAUAGCUAAUGCGAUGUUGCUACGGCCCGAAACAAGACAGAUAUUUUUGGAUCUCGGCCUGGAGGAAACUGCAUGUGAUAGAUUGUGCAAGCAUAGUCAAGAAACGGAAUUCCUGAUUUCUCGUAUUCUGUUUUUGAUGACUUACGAUACCAAUAUUGAUCUGGAGAAAUUAAUCAGUCAACAUGAUCUUGCACGCGGUAUCUGUGCAAAUCUAAGCAGGCAUUCCGAAAAAAUUUUAAAGCUACAAAAGGUAUACUCAAAUGAUUCAACUGAAAGCAUGGCUCUAUCUGAGACACUCAAAUUAAUGUUUAAUAUUACGCAUUUUUGCCCACAAAAAAGUACCGAUUUUUCUCCUGCUCUCAAAGAUUUGUUUGAAAUUCUAAUAAAUCAGCCCAUAUCAGUCAAAAAUCCAAUGGACCCGUUUGUUGGACCUAUUAUUAAUGCAAUAAUGAACUUGCCUCUGGAAAAGAAUUCUACAAUAAUAUUUCCCGAAGGCUCGCCCGAAAUUUCUAUUGAUUGUUGCGUUCGGAUUCUUGAGAGGAGUCUUCAGGCUUACGAGGAUCAAGCCUUGGAACAAAACGUUCCUCCUUUAAUUAUUCUUCUUCGGAAGAUUAACGACUGUGCACCUCCUACUGUGCAGAGUCACCUACAACGCCUACUUUUACCGUCCACGGAAGACCGCGAAAAAAUACUUGGCCGUACCGAUUCUCUCCCAUCACAACUCCUCCGUCUAUCUUCUAACAGUGUGAAUCCUCAAAUCCAAGAAUCUAUUUUAACUCUAUUAUUUGAAUUAAGUGGUUGUGACGCGAAAACCUUCAUUCACAACCUAGGCUAUGGCUAUGCAUCAGGCUUUUUAUUCAAGCAUAAAGUGCCAGUACCAGAAAAUUGCCUUCAAAACCCCUCCAUUGUAACUGCCAGUAGUAACGAUGAUUUAAGCUCCCAAGUUAAUCCCAUUACCGGACAACUACUGGAAAAAGAAGAAAACGUGGAGAUAGAGGAAAUGACUGAAGAAGAGAAAGAAAGAGAGGCAGAGAAGCUUUUCGUUUUGUUUGAAAGAUUAAAUAAAACAGGAGUAAUUUCAGUUAACGCGCCUGGAAUUCACUCUGAUUCUAAUAGAUUUGAAGAGGUCAUUGACCACAAGUAA